Uloborus diversus is the source of this 3615-nucleotide messenger RNA. RefSeq names its product probable ATP-dependent RNA helicase DHX34. The transcript is spliced from 20 exons. Gene Ontology annotation, biological process: nuclear-transcribed mRNA catabolic process, nonsense-mediated decay. The coding region runs from base 1 to 3516 and encodes 1171 amino acids. The record is from RefSeq and is a predicted model, not a curated record. Lineage: Eukaryota; Metazoa; Arthropoda; Arachnida; Araneae; Uloboridae. Gene Ontology annotation, molecular function: RNA binding; ATP binding. Gene Ontology annotation, cellular component: intracellular anatomical structure.
AUGAUAAAUGUUGGUACUAUGUCUAAACACAAGCAUCAAAAUGACAAGGAGUACAUCUCACGAGCUAGAACUGAGCAACACCAUGAUAAAUAUGAAAGAAAUUGUAAGAAACAGAAAGAGAAAGAAGGCAAAAGUCAUUUUACUGAAGAUGAUCAUCAUUCAGGGGAAAUAUCCAAAAAGAUAGUGCAUUUAAAAUGCACUCAUCCUGGUUUUCAAUGGAAAAAUUAUCGCUCUACUCUGAAUAAAAUAUUCUUUGACUACAAAGGAAAAGUUAAAAGAAAUACCUCUGAGUAUGAUGAUUUUUGGAUAUUUCUUGAGAAGUAUCAAAAAGUUCAGCUAAAAGCGUAUAUGAAAAGAGAGGGAGCCGCCGAAAGUAGAGAAUCCUCCAUUGGAGUUCCUGAUGUUAAUUCAAAAGCCAAUUCUGACUUUGGUAUUGAUUCAGAAGAAUUGAAGAAUAUGAUGAUGCGUGGCUACUUAUUCAAUGAUGAUGAUUCAUCCUCUUUGACAAGUCAUCACCUCAUUGAAUUUGCCUACAUUAUUGAGCUUUACUUAAACUGUCUCAAAAAGCAAAAGGAAGAAAAAUUGAGAAAAUUGAAAGAAUCACAAGAAAACUUGCCUAUUUUCAAGUACAGGAAUGCGAUAUUAAAAGCUGUCGAGAGCAAUUCAGUCGUUCUUGUUGCUGGUGAUACUGGUUGUGGUAAAUCGACACAAGUUCCUCAGUAUUUGAUGGCUGCUGGCUACAGCAGCAUAGCUUGCACUCAGCCUCGUAGAAUUGCUUGUAUUUCUUUAUGCAAGAGAGUUGCAUAUGAAACGCAGAAUGAGUAUGGGUCAGAAAUCGGCUAUCAAAUACGAUUUGAAAAAAGUAAAACUUCACAUACAAAAAUUUUAUUUCUGACUGAAGGUUUAUUGCUACGUCAAGUUUCAUCUGAUCCUAUGCUCUCUGGGUAUAGUGUUGUAAUCUUAGACGAAGUCCACGAACGGCAUCUGUCAUGUGAUUUUCUUUUAGGAAUCAUGAAGUGUUUAACUAUACAACGGCCUGAUCUUAAAAUAUUGUUGAUGUCUGCAACUAUCAAUAUUGAUCUAUUUUCCGAAUAUUUCAAUGGCUGCCCUGUUAUUCAGGUUCCUGGGCGACUGUUUCCUAUUCAAGUUCAGUACUGUCCUGUCACUCCAGAAGAACAAAAGUCUUUGACUGGGAAGCUCAACCCUGCUCCUUACAUUCGCAUACUGAGCCUCAUUGAUCAUAAAUACCCUGAAGAUGAAAGGGGUGAUUUACUGAUCUUCUUGAGUGGAAUGACUGAAAUAUCUAUUGUGGAAGAAGCUGCUAAGCAAUAUGCAGAGAAGAACAACAAGUGGAUUAUUUUGCCACUGCAUAGUACAUUAUCCCUUGAAGAACAAGAUAAGGUUUUUGAUAUACCACCUGAAGGAGUUAGAAAAUGUAUCAUAUCUACAAACAUUGCUGAAACAUCAGUUACAAUAGAUGGUGUUAGAUUUGUGGUUGAUUCUGGAAAAGUGAAGGAAAUGAGCUAUCAUCCCAUAUGUCAUAUGCAACGCUUACAGGAAUUUUGGAUCAGCAGAGCUAGUGCAGAACAGCGUAAAGGUCGUGCUGGAAGAACUGGCCCUGGUGUUUGUUUUCGACUAUAUGCUCAAAAAGAUUAUGACGGCUUAGCUGCUUAUACGAAACCUGAAAUACAAAGAGUUCCUUUGGAUUCAUUACUUUUGCAGUUGCUAUCAAUGGGUCUACCAGAUGCUAGAAAAUUUCCAUUUCUUGAACCACCAGAAUUAUCCAGUAUUGAGGAAUCUCUUCAAAAUCUAAAAAGCCAGGGUGCUCUGACUGAUGAUGAAACUCUCACUCCUAUGGGCCAAAUGCUCUCUAAGCUGCCAGUGGAUGUGACCAUUGGGAAAAUGCUAAUCCAUGGAUGUGUAUUUUCAGUUGUUGAUCCUGUUUUGUCUCUUUCUGCUGCAUUGAGUGUGCAGACACCAUUCACAAAUCGAUCAAUGAGAGAUCCAGACAUGAAGGCAUCUAGACAAUCUCUUGAAUCAGAUCAUGGUGAUCCAUUUACAUUAUUGAAUGCAUUUCAUAAAUGGCUUGAAGUUAAAUCAGACAGACGUGGCAACUCACGCAAAUGGUGCAAAAGGAAAGGAUUAGAGGAGCAACGAUUCUAUGAAAUGACCAAACUCAGGAGACAGUUCAAAGAUCUCUUAAAAGACAGUGGACUUAUGCCUGAAGCAGAUAGUUUUACCAACAGUAGGGAUCGUUUGAAUAGGCAUGGGGAGCUCUCACAAUUACGUGACAUGAAAAGACAAUAUCAUCGAGCUCCUAGACAACGUAAAGUUUUAAAGUUAGACAGUGAGUUCAUUGCUAUGAAUGAAGCAGAGAGUGAUGAUGACGAUGGGAGAAUAGAUAUUCGUGAUGUUGAUUUUAGAAUAUCUAAUGACAAAUGGCAAGUUCAUAUGUUGUCUUCAAAAAGUCAAGUCACGAGCCAUCGUGAUGUUGUCUGUCUAAAAUUUAUUGUUUGCAGUGCUCUUUAUCCUCGCUUAGCAAUAGCUGAUGUACAUAACUCAUAUAAAAACUCUACUGAGCAGCAUUUUCAUACAAAGGGCAAGCCUUUUGUGGUUCUCCACCCAAAUGGCUCAUUAGCACUUGAGCCAGAUUUGCUACAACUGAAAGAGACUGAUAUCAUUGAGAUGAAACAUUUCAAAUCAGCCACACCAUUAAGUAAAAAACACCAGAUUCUUAGUUUUUUGUCUUUAUUGGAAACUACAAAGCCUUUCUUAGUGAAUUGUUUGAGAAUACCUGCUGCUCACUCUCUCUUACUUUUGUCUCAAAUCUUGGAUACCAAUCAGGAUUUUACAAGAAUUAUCUGUGAUGGAUGGAUUGAAUUAUGCUUCCCACAGCCUGAAUCAAUACAAGGCUUCAUUGGCAAAGCAUUUAAUAUAAGAGAUUCUUGGCAGAAAUUAUUACAGAAAGCUUUUGAAGAAUACACUAUGGAUAAAGAAGAAAAGAGUGCUGAAAUUCAAAAAAUGGGGCAGAAAAUUUACAAUCUUAUUGCUGAUUUUUUUCACACAGAAGUAAUUUUUUCUGUUCGAAGAUUGCUUGCUGCUGAUGUCAAAAACAUAUAUGUAGGACCUCAAGAUGGAAAUGUAGCUGUUGCUGUGGGCCUUUUGUCUGAAUCGAGUGAUGCUGUUGAAGAUCCAGUGAAGGGUGGUCUUAAAAUAAAAAACUAUUUGACCUACAAUUGUCUUGUAGACAAGAAUGAUACCCACUUGCAAUACAUACAAAAGCAUUGGACUUGCCCUGUUUGUGACAAAGAAUUUGUUGCAACUGUGUUAGAUCAAGUGCGACAUAAGGAGCAAUGUGAAGAGCUUAAUAAAGAAAAGAAUCCUGAAAGCACUGAGACUAAUGUAAGAAACCCUCUUCAAAAGCCAUAUUUUUGUGCAGUUUGUCAAGAAGAAUUUUCUUUUACCAUAGCAGAAACUCUUAAGCAUAAAAGAAGUCAUUCAAAUGACAAAAGCUGAUCAUUUCAAAGCAGUUAUGCAAGCAUAAUUAAUGUACAUUUGUAUAUAGUUUUGUUAAGUUUGAAUUUAAUAUACAUCAUUGUAUUUUCUAUUGAAAUA